Messenger RNA from Aspergillus neoniger CBS 115656, 601 nucleotides. Its product is annotated as hydrophobic surface binding protein A. The record is from RefSeq and is a predicted model, not a curated record. Lineage: Eukaryota; Fungi; Ascomycota; Eurotiomycetes; Eurotiales; Aspergillaceae. The transcript has 3 exons. The coding region runs from base 1 to 453 and encodes 150 amino acids. Gene Ontology annotation, cellular component: extracellular region.
AUGGACGCUGUCAGCAUCGAUGCAGCCACAAUUCUCAUCGACUUGUACGGAAUAAAAAUCGACAUCGCCGCCCUCAGCGCCCCGCUCGAUGGCUUCGACGGAACCUUGAACAGAGCUGUCGACGUUGAUUAUGCCGAGAUCUACCCGCAGGAUGGUUUGAGCCAAGCCAUCAACGAUGUCGAUGUCGUCGCCUCUAGCACGUUUGAUCCUGCGAGCAGCACAAGAGUCACAAACUCUGUGACGGCACUCAAGCCGGAUAUUCUUGCCAAUCUUGACAGAUUGGUUGAUGAUAAGCCUGGCUUCACCUCUGCCGGAAUUGUCAGUUUUGUGAAGGCAAAUCUCCAGUCCCUUCAAGGAUUUACCACUGUAGUCUCCACAGAAAUCCAAACGAAGGUCAUCACUACGGACAAGGCUACCAUUGCGUCAGUGAUUGUGGAGGUUGAUGCAGUGUAGUCCAGUCCAACUACAGCCUUUUACCAAAGGAAAUGGCAUCGAAUUCGAUGGGUUUAGCCUAGGAGAGAUGGAAAUUCGCACUGCAGUCUUAGGAUGUGUUUACACAAGCUUCAACAGUGGAGCUUGCCAUGUAGCUAGAGACAUAAGU